UUAAAGGUUAAGUUACCUUAACAACAAAACACAAAGUUCUUUUUCUAAAGUGGGAAAAAUAUGGAUACAAUGCUUGCAAGAACCAACAAAAUCUUGUUCCUUUCUUUUCUUCUUCUCACAAGUGCAUUAUUUCUUGCAACAUGUCAUGAAGUUGAUGAUGAAAGUGAGUUUAGUUAUGAUGAAGAAAGUGAGAAUGGACCAGCACAUUGGGGUGAAAUUCAUCCAGAAUGGAGUACGUGUAAUUCUGGAAAAUUGCAAUCUCCAAUUGAUCUUUUGAAUGAGAGAGUUGAAGUUGUUUCUUAUUUGGGAAGACUUAAAAGAAGCUACAAAGCAUCAUCCUAUGCUACUCUUUUGAAUAGAGGACAUGAUAUGAUGUUAAGAUGGGAAGGUGGAGCAGGACAUAUUGAGAUAAAUGGAACAAAAUAUCAACUCAAUCAGGCUCAUUGGCAUUCCCCUUCUGAACAUACUAUCAAUGGAAGAAGAUUUGAUUUGGAGGUUCAUUUGGUUCAUGAAAGUGAGGAUGGAAAGACUGCAGUUGUUGGAAUAAUGUACAAGAUUGGAAGAGCUGAUUCCUUCUUGUCUAAAAUCGAGGGUGAUUUAAAAGCUCUAGCACAUACAACAGGUGUGGAGAGAAAGAUAGGAGUAAUUGAUCCAAAAGAAAUAAAGUUGGGUAGCAGAAAAUAUUACAGAUAUAUUGGCUCGUUGACUGUUCCUCCUUGCACUCAAGAUGUUGUCUGGACUAUUGUAAGAAAGGUGAGGACUGUCACAAGAGAACAAAUGAAGCUAAUCCGCGAGGCGGUUCAUGAUGAAUCUGAUACAAAUUCCAGACCAGUCCAAGCAGCAAACAAACGACCGAUCCUACUCUAUAGACCAAAUGAUCCUAAAGAAUAAUUGAAAUGGCUCUACAAUCCCAGAAGGAUUUAAUCAUUUUCAUAGUUAUAAUUAUCAUGAUGAUUUUGUUUAUAGUAGAACAAAAUUAAGCUCAGUAUAUGAGCUGAGCUAGAAAUGGCCAUAUUCCAUAAAUGGUUGUUACCUUUCUUUAAUUUUUUUUUUUUUUAGUAACAUGAUCGGAAUUCUUUCCACUAUAUAGUAGUAUACAUAUUUCUUUGUUGUAUUGAUCGAUCAUUCAAUAUUUAAUUGUAGCCAAAAUAAUUGAAGACGUUUAGUUCUUUGUAAA
Molecule: messenger RNA, 1177 nt
Organism: Lycium barbarum (goji berry)
Lineage: Eukaryota; Viridiplantae; Streptophyta; Magnoliopsida; Solanales; Solanaceae
Product: alpha carbonic anhydrase 7-like
Exons: 7
Coding region: 61-891 (276 amino acids)
Molecular function (GO): zinc ion binding; carbonate dehydratase activity
Source: RefSeq, a predicted model, not a curated record